Molecule: messenger RNA, 3498 nt
Organism: Pararge aegeria (speckled wood butterfly)
Lineage: Eukaryota; Metazoa; Arthropoda; Insecta; Lepidoptera; Nymphalidae
Exons: 4
Coding region: 123-3455 (1110 amino acids)
Source: RefSeq, a predicted model, not a curated record
UCAGCAAAUUUGUUUUAAUAAUAUUUUGGGAUAAAUUGAUAUUUUCAGUGUAUUGUACUUUAACAAAUUAAAUUAUCAGUUUCAAUUCAAUACAAUAUACAUAUAGUUGGUGGAACUGCGACAUGGAGAUGAGCGAAGUAAAUACGAACAAACCUUACAAACAACGUUUCAAAGGGGUUGAAAACUUUUUACGCAGAGUUGCUUUCAAUUUAGGCAACUCCGCAUCACAAACUGAAGUAAAAAUCAUAUCAUGUAUUCCCAUCGACGUGACUGAUUUACAGCAUCGGAUCCAAUAUUUAGAAAGGCAACUGCAAGAGUCUAGCAAACGGAAGAAGGGGCCCCGGCAACCGCGACCGCCGGCCACGCCGCCGUCACAGUCUUUGACGCCGCCACCGCCAAUGUGGUCGUCUUCGCAGCCCAUGUGGCAGCAGCCACCUAUGUGGCAAGCGCCGCCAAUGUGGGGGCCGUCACCGAUGAUGCAGCCUCCGAUGAUGGCAGGAAUAGGCCCGCCGCUGUCGCAAUUGUCGACGCAGCCGGCGCUAUCGAUGGAUCCGCAAUCGGCACAGCUACUGCAGUCAGGGCAGCUACAACAGGCGGGGCAACUACAACAGGAGGGACAGCUACAGCAGGUGGGGCAACUACAGCAAGCGGGGCAACUUCAGCAGGCAGGGCAGUUACAGCAGCCAGGGCAGCUAACUCAGUCCAGGAAUCUAACGCAAUCAGGGCAGCUACCACAGUCGGGGCAGCUACCACCCUGCCCGCCGUGUCCACAGCUAUCUACAGUACCCUGUAUUUAUACGCCUCCGAAUUUAGAUGACAAGGAUGGUGCCGUUGGUGACAAAGCAAGUAAGCCUAAGAAAGGUGACACGGUAGUGCACACCGCUCUAUUCAAGGAGUCUUACUCCGGGCAGUCUAUGGCAUAUGAGUAUAGCAGCGAUAAAUCGUCUAGAAGUUUCAAGUCUCGUCAAACCCCUGAGUGCAGUGGAUGUUGCUCUUCAAAGCAGGCAAGAAAAUCUAACGUCUCCUUCGUGUUACCCGCCAUAACGACAAACAACGAACAACCGUAUUGUAAUUUUAGCUCUUACGAAAAUGGUAAUCCAGACCAAAAUCGUUCAGCAGCUGAACCUGAUCUUGCUAAAAAGCGUAAGAAAAAAAGAGUAAGCAAGAAAAAAAGUAAACAGCGGACCGAAUUGAUAUAUUUUGCCCAAAACAAACAAACCAAUCCUUUUAAUAAGAAAUUGAACAGUUUUCUUAGUCCAACGAACAACACAGUGUCAAUAAGCCACGCAUACUUAGAUAAAAUUAUUCGAAAACAAUACGAUCCCAAAUUUUUCAUACAAGAAUUUUCAGACACCAGUCACUUUUCGAGGCCGAUUUGCAGAGACAGUGAUGAUAAAUCUGCAGGUCUGCACGAAUCUGAAUCCGACGUGUGCUCGUGCUGUCACGGGCUAUUUCAAAACAUUGAUGACUAUAUGCCAAAAGGAUUUGAUUCUAUAAAUAAAAUAACUCAGUAUGAAAGAAACUACACGAAUAAUAAAUAUAAUAACUCAAAUCUAUAUGACAUUGUUCCUGUAAAGGAGAACACAAAUAGGUUACAAAAAGAAAGUGUAAUACCUAAAAAGGAAAUGGAAAUUCGAUGUUGGCCGGAACAAUUUCGGUACAAAUACCACUACGAUCCGACGACAGAAAAAUACCGCGCUGAAAUUAAUCUAAAACGACGUGACAAGUUAACUACCCAGAAAACAAAGCAAAUGGGAAAGUUAGAGCAAGUUAAUCAAGACCAAAAUCGGAUGAAAACACAUUUUCACGAAACAAGUAAGGAAACACACGAUGAAAAUAAAGAAACUGUUCCAGAAUUAAAGUUAAAAAACUCUGAAUCCGUUAAGAGUAUUCUAGUCAAAAACGAAUUAAUUGCACCUGAUGACAUAAACAUGAAACUUCACCUUACCAACCAGAGCAAGCAAAUGGAAUUAAUUCCAAAUAAAAACAAAACAGAAUCGACUUUAAAUCAAAUAAAAAGUAUUUUGCAAUCUAUGUUAGCAGAAAUUAAAACAAAUACAGUAGUAAACGAAGCUUUGGAAAAAGUACCAAAAAAAGAUGCUGUUGUUCAAAAAGAAGCUUCUCAAAAUAACAUGCAAGGCCAAUCGACCCUACUUCAUAGUUUCACUUAUAAUAAUUCAUACAACACUAACCCUUACUUGCCGUCUUGUUCUCGACAGGGUUUUUUAGCUGGCCAAUGCUGUUUACCAGGAGUUCCAUACAACCCUUCUUUUAAACAUCUACAUAACUUCCCAGUGUUUGUUCACACAUCUGGAAGACGCUUAUGCGCCUGUUAUUGUAAAAAUAGUUCGCAUAACUCUUCAAAAUAUAAGCAAGCUUCAUCAGCUGCCACAAACACAGACAAAGACGUUCAGAACGUUGGUAACAGAGAGACUGAAAAACUUAUAAAAGAAAAUUACAAAAUGGCUAUGACUAUGGACUUUCCAGCUAAAGAGAAUUCUGUAAGCGAGUAUGAUGAAAAAAAAUCGACUAGAAAUGAUUUUAUUAAGAAAAGUAAUACAAAAGAUAUAAUAAGCACUGGUAAGGAAGUCAUAGGUAAACGAGAUAUUCAAGUUGAAGCAGCUUUAAUUUCCUCGACUAUAUCAAAUAAUAGCAAAUUAGCAACUGCUGCCAGCACCCAGUCGGAAGAUAAACAUGAAAACAGGUAUGCAAGAAAUGAAGCAAACCAUAAUGGCGUAUUACAUGGAAUCGAACGACACAGUACUGACACAAUCGUGGAGGGCGAUGGAGAUACAUGCGCAUCUAGUGAUGAAACUGAAGAAGAUGAUAUUGUGGUCGUCAAGGAAUAUAAAACACCGAAAAAUGAAAGGAAAUGUCUCCUACAAAGGAUGUUCAAAUCGGUGAACAUGUUCAGGAAAAGCAAGUCAGACAAAAAAGAUCAAAAGGAAUGUGAUGAAGGAUCUCGAGCGAGCGACUCUGAUGAUUACGAAACAAUUUACAGUGGACGUACAGUUGUUCCACCGCAGAAUGAUCGCAAACAAUAUUACAAACGCAACAGUCAGCCAAAUGCCAAUUCAACAUUCAGACCAUUGCACGGAAAAGGUAGAAGGUCACCUUAUUUAGAACAAGAAUACAGGAGGCAAUGGAAUGAACAGCUCGUAUUUGAAAAUCAACAGGAAAAAAGACAAUCAUCCGGGCGACCUCGUUCAAACCAAUCACCUCAAUAUUCUCGUCCGCCUUAUUGGAAUAAUUACGAUGCAAGGACCGCCACAGUAGAACACAAUAUGCAAAAUCAAUUCAAAGACAUUUCUGAAACAAAGGUAAAAAAGCAGUUGAAGUUUGAUCCGCUUGAUAAACUGAAAGAUGGCGCGGCAAAAGAUAAGCGUAAAUGGCUUAAGAAACAUAAACUGGCCAAUUGUGGAGAACACUGGAAGAGCUUCAUAUUGGAAAGUUGAGUUUCGAUACUUUUACACAUAAAUCUAAAUAAAAUUUUAAAAA